Molecule: messenger RNA, 955 nt
Organism: Dioscorea cayenensis subsp. rotundata (Guinea yam)
Lineage: Eukaryota; Viridiplantae; Streptophyta; Magnoliopsida; Dioscoreales; Dioscoreaceae
Product: FCS-Like Zinc finger 2-like
Exons: 2
Coding region: 77-499 (140 amino acids)
Source: RefSeq, a predicted model, not a curated record
GAGAACUCCUCCACUCACACACACACAGAGAGGCAGAGACCCAUCAUCAAAGAGAGAAGACCUCGCGAUCACGGCCAUGGACACCUUCUCCGUCUCCGAUCUCGAGGCCGGAGUUUCGGGAAUCCCGCCGCCUCAGACGAUGACGUCCUCCUGCACCCCUGUGCUCCCCCGCCGAAGGAGGAGCUACAAAGCCUUGGGAUCUGGGACGACGCCGGGCUUCUUCUUUGAAUCUCUCCCCGACGAUGAGCCUCACUACUUCCUCGACUCUUGUUUUCUCUGCAAGAAACCUUUAGGAUCCAAUCGCGACAUCUUCAUGUACAGAGGUGAUACGCCAUUUUGUAGUGAAGAGUGUCGGCAAGAGCAAAUAGAUAUGGACGAGAACAACGAGAAGAAUCGGAAGCUGUCGUCCAUUAAGGAUCAAAAGAAGAAGAAAUCUAGCAGUCCUUCGAAGGCUCAGAACAAUUUGCACUUCCGUUCUGGUACCGUCGUCGCUGGCUGAUCGAUCCUCUUCUCCAACCAAAUCCAUCUCCCUCUUUAGUCUUUAUCUUUAUCUUUGUCUUUGGCUCUGGAUCUAUAUAUAUAUAUAUAUAUAUAUAUAUAUAUAUAUCGAAAUAUCUAAAUAUAAAUAGAUCUAAUAUCCACGAAAUUAGUUUUUUAUAUGAAACGAGAAGAGAAAAACAUCUUGUAUUUUCCCCCCUCUUUUUUUUUUUUAUAAUUUUCAGGGAGGAUGAGAGUUUUCUAUGUACAGGAAGGAUGAAGGAGUGUGUUCUGGAUGGAGUUUUAUGGGUGGUUUUUUAUUUUUAUUUUUAUUUUUGUAAAUUUUGAGAAAUGGAAGGGCUUUUUUGUCUUUCUGCCUUCUUCCUCUGCUGCUGCUGUUGAUCUCAUUGAACACUUUGAGAUGCAUACAGAGCACCAUUAUCAUGUCUAAACAGUGGAUUCGAAUUAUUUUUGUUUU